GUCGAAGUCGGAGCUUAUCGACGCGAGAAGGAAGCGUCAACGUCUUCGCAGCUGCUGACGAAUGCGCCUAACCACCAUUUUGGCGAGGAGCCAUCUGCAUCUCUUUAGCUAGCCUCAGGCAGUGGGAAAAUUGAAAAAGUGCACGGCAGGUAAGGUGGACGCCGCCAAUUGUGCAAGCACUUGCUCUCCUCUCGUUUUAAAAAUUGAACCGGGCGCAGUCUGUUGGGAGGCCCGACGGGCGCAAUGAGCAAGAGCUUGGGCAUCCCGGUGAAGCUGCUGCACGAGGCAGAGGGCCACGUGGUAACGGUGGAGAUCAAGAGCGGGGAGACAUACCGCGGCACGCUCAUCGAGGCAGAGGACAACUGGAACGUGCAGCUAGAAAACAUCACGCACACAGCCAAGGAUGGUAAGGUGGGCCAAUUGGAGCAUGUGUUCAUCCGGGGGAGCAAAGUCAGGUUUCUGAUCAUUCCUGACAUGCUCAAGAAUGCCCCCAUGUUCAAGCGAAUAGAUCCUAAGACCAAGAAACAGGGCGUGAGCGGGCUGGGCGUGGGGCGCGGCCGGGCCAUGGCCACGCGAACCAAGGGGCGGGGACCUGGGGCACUCGGUGGGCGCGGAGGGGGUUUUGGGGGCCGGGGACCUGGGCAAUGAGGAUGUAAAACACUUGUAAAACAUAGUGCAUCACGGCUGAGCGGACCGGCUGCAAACAAUUUCAGAAGCUCGCCUCAUGCUGUUGAGCACGAUGUGAGAUGCCAUCCCUAAGGUUCGAUAGAGAGCGGCCCACCUCAUCUCUUCAAAUAGCUUCCAUGCUACACUCGGCUAGAAAGCUGCAAUCAAGGAUCGAUUGGCCAGCUCCAUUCUGUGUCAGGGAAGUCGCAAAGGGUGGCUGGGAGCAAGGCACUGAACCAGGUUAUAGCGCGGUCCAGGGUAAAUGGAUAUCAACGCAGGACAAUCCUUGGCACAAUGCGACCAUGGUACAAAAUA
This is a messenger RNA of Klebsormidium nitens, 981 nucleotides long. Lineage: Eukaryota; Viridiplantae; Streptophyta; Klebsormidiophyceae; Klebsormidiales; Klebsormidiaceae. The record is from the annotation of a GenBank genome assembly.